This is a messenger RNA of Exophiala dermatitidis NIH/UT8656, 4084 nucleotides long. RefSeq names its product DNA repair and recombination protein RAD54. The record is from RefSeq and is a predicted model, not a curated record. Gene Ontology annotation, cellular component: fungal-type vacuole membrane; PAS complex; endosome membrane. Lineage: Eukaryota; Fungi; Ascomycota; Eurotiomycetes; Chaetothyriales; Herpotrichiellaceae. Gene Ontology annotation, biological process: phosphatidylinositol biosynthetic process; positive regulation of kinase activity. The transcript is spliced from 6 exons. The coding region runs from base 281 to 3370 and encodes 1029 amino acids.
UAUACGGACGACCGACCACGUCCACUUGAACCUCAUCCCAACCGGACUGCAGUGUGUUGUCUCUACACGCCUGCUGCUCUCGCCGGACAGACAAUCGAGAGAUCACUGCCCAUUCACAAUCUUCUCUUCAGGGAGCUGGCGGUCCGACGGUCUCGUGAGGUUGUGGGCCAUCCGAGUAUGCAUGCAACAGAAAGACCCCAGCAAGACUGACCACCCUCCCUACGCCUUCUGCCGAUAAUGGUGUUGCUCGUUCAUACAUAUCAAUCAAAACGACGCCAUAAUGGACCCCUCAGUUCAGCGAUUGCUCACAGAUAAACUCUAUGACAAACGAAAGCAGGGUGCCCUCGAGCUUGAGCGGUUCAUCAGGGAGAGCCUGGCCGCCAAAGAUCACGAUAGGAUUCGAAAGACCAUUGACCAGCUAUGUCAUGACUAUGCAUAUGCGGUUCAUCUGCCUCAUGCACGAAAUGGAGGGCUAAUUGGAUUGGCCGCUGCUGCCAUCGCUCUCGGUCCGGAUGAGGUCGCCCGGUAUCUCCAGGAUAUAGUGCCUCCGGUGUUGGCGUGCUUCACGGACCAGGACGCUCGUGUUCGAUACUAUGCCUGCGAGGCCAUGUACAACAUUGCCAAAGUGGCAAAAGGCGAAAUACUGGUCUUCUUCAACGACAUAUUUGACGCUUUAUGCAAGCUCGCCGCUGACUCGGAGCUGUCUGUCAAAAAUGGCGCCGAACUUCUGGAUCGAUUAAUUAAAGACAUCGUUGCCGAAUCAGCGUCUUCCUACGUCUCAGUGUUGAAUUUCACAGACGAGAAUGGCGAACAUGCUGGUUCUGAGAGAUCGAGUGUCGACUACCCCACUACAUUCUCCCUAGAAAAGUUCAUCCCUCUACUGGAGGAACGCAUUCAUGUCAUCAACCCGUUCACCCGAACCUUCCUGGUUUCAUGGCUUACUCUACUAGACACCAUUCCCGAUUUGGAACUUGUGCAUUAUCUACCCUCGUUCUUGGAAGGCCUAUUCAAGUUUCUUGGAGAUCCAAACCGCGAUGUCUAUGUGGCAACGCAAGGGCUUCUAGAACGCUUUUUGAACGAGAUCAAAAAAAUUGCAAAGAUCAAGAGAGGAAUCGCGGAAAGCAGGAGAAGUCGAGCGAGCCACGCCAGACCCGCGUCCAGCCAGGCCGAUAGCGGGACCGCUCGUGGCAGUAACUCGCUUGACAAUGCCAUUGAAGACUCGGGGUCCAGUACUGCCCAGGACGAGUCAGCAGAGGUGGAAGAGAAUGGCGGUGAUUGGAUACCUGGUCAAGACGUCCAAAUCGACUACGCAAAGAUCCUGGAUAUCCUGCUGAAAUUUGUCGAUGUCUCAUCCAGCAGAGAGUCGGCGACAAACUUGCGAUUGGAAGGGUUGUCGAAACAAAAGGAGGAGGAGAUUGGCAUAGUUGCACUCCGCUGGAUCGACAGUUUCUUCGAGAUCAGCCCGGAAGACAUUCUGCAGUUUGUCCCUCGGCUUUUGUCCUGUGUGCUGCCAGCACUCUCCUCCCAGUCCGAACAGGUCCGCACCACUGCCAGCAAAGUCAACCGGUCACUGAUGGACUAUAUUGUUACAUUCCAAGAUGAGGUAUCCACGGAAGAUGACGGCGGACAAGAUCCCAAUGGUCAUCCGUCAUCAGAGGGCGCGGACAAGAAACAAUCAGAAGCAUCCACCAAAAGCGCUCCAACUCAACCGUCUGGUCAAGAUGAGGCUUCCCCUGACGACGCGGCUGAACAGGAGUCGUCAUCACCGGCUGAAGUCGCGGCCAAAUCGUCCGCGGAAACGCCCGAAAAGGCCGUGGCGGAUCUGGACUAUGCUGCUGCCGUCAAUGCUUUGACUCUGCAGUUUCUCAAUGAACACGAGGAAACCAGAGUGGCGGCACUGAGCUGGUUGAUCAUGCUCCAUCGGAAAGCACCUAAGAAAGUUCUUGCGUUCAACGACGGCACAUUCCCGGCUUUGCUUAAGACUCUGUCGGACCCGGCCGAGGCAGUUGUGACGCGAGACUUGCAGCUUCUUUCCCAGAUCUCGAAAAACAGCGAAGACGGUUAUUUUACCUCCUUCAUGGUGGCCUUGUUGCAACUGUUUUCCACCGACCGAAAACUCCUCGAAAUCCGAGGCAACCUGAUUAUUCGUCAACUAUGUCUCAACCUACAACCGGAACGGAUAUACCGAACACUGGCCGAUUGCAUUGAAAAAGACGAGGAUAUUGAAUUCGCUAGCAUAAUGGUGCAGAAUCUGAACAACAACCUCAUCACAGCUCCGGAACUGGCGGAGUUAAGAAAACGACUGCGCAGUCCCGACAGCAAGGACGGUCAGCUAUUCUUUGUGGCCCUCUUCCGCGCUUGGUGCCAUAAUGCCGUGGCCACAUUUUCUUUGUGCCUUCUAGCACAGGCCUACGAGCAGGCUUACAACCUACUGCAGAUUUUUGCGGAUCUGGAAAUGACGGUGAACAUGCUGAUCCAAAUCGACAAGUUAGUACAGUUGCUUGAGAGUCCUGUUUUUACAUAUCUUCGACUCCAAUUGCUUGAACCAGAUCGCUACCCGUACCUGUACAAAUGCCUGUACGGGCUAUUGAUGCUUUUGCCGCAGUCAUCAGCCUUUGGCGCCCUAAAGAACCGACUGAACAGCGUCUCGGCAAUAGGAUUGCUCCACACUCCAGCGUCGAUGCCGACACCAUCGGCUCGCUCGGGUGUGGUGUCGGGAAUCUCAUCGUCAACAUUACCAUCUGGUUCCUCAUCGUCAGUAACCGGCCGCCUCGGCCGCAACCGCGACACGGCCAGUGCGUCCAACGAAAUCAAGUGGCCCGAAUUACUCGACAAGUUCAAGCAGACGCAGGAGAAAGCCCGGCGCCGCAAUGAACGACUCUUGAGAAGCAAUUUAGAUUCCGACGGCGGCUAUGGUGGCGGUGGCGGUGCUGUCAACGGGGGUCCUCGAAGUCUCCUUGAUGACAACACUGGUGUUGAUGGCCGGUCCAGUCGCAACAGUCUCCGCGACGACAUUGUCGUGGACAGCAAAGGUCAUGUCGUGGCCAGAACGGGACUGAGUAAUCGCCCAUUGAGCCUUUUGGCUGGUUCUUCCUCUGCUGCUAAUCCAGGUGGACUCACUGUUCCUGGUACCACUACGGGUCAAGGUUCGAGGUCUGGAUUGACUGCCGCUUCGACCACGACGGCAGGUGGCAGUGGCAGCGGCAGUGGUGGAAUUCAGUCGUCGUCGUCGUCACAUCCGCAUAAGCGUGGACACAGCCUCGCAGGUGGCUUUGGCAAGUUUGCUAGUGGCAUUGCCAGGGCCGGGAGUCAUCGGGAUAAGGACCGUGAUAGAGACCGGGACCGGAAUGGAGACAGGGGAAAGAAGUGAAGUGAUGAAAAGGUCUGACUGAUUGUGACUGUGACUGUCAGAUAGUCGAGUUCUGUUCUCUUAGGACGGAAACAACCAUCAAACGAUUGAGAAGCGUCGUGAUAUGAAUCGAAUUCUUAUGGUAAGAGAAAGGGUCUUGUUAGAGAAGGACGAAAAAGAGACACACACACACUGAGAGAGAGACACUGUCGAGUCGUUCGUUGUACCUUCAACAUCUUCAACAUUGGCAUGGUACGGCUUUGGCUUUUUGGGUUUGGGGGUUUUGGGUUUAUUGGUCGAUUGUAUGGUUUGGUUGGCUGCUGCAUGGUUGGUCAUAAGGAAGAGUCGUGAGCAGAUUGUAUACUACUACUACGGGUAUACAGGUAUACGACGAGUACACGAGUACAGGGUACCUUAUAUGGCCAUCGAUCGACCCAGUGGUAUUGAUUGCCUGUGAAAAGAAUUGAUCGGUAGUAGGUGAAGUUAUCCUGGUUCUGUUCGCUCGAAAAUACCAGGCUUAGGUACAGGUAGGUACCUUACCUCCCUUCCUACUUACUUCAGCGUCGUAGUGUAUGUAGGUCUUUCUUCUCUUGGUAUGGAAUGAUGGUCGAUAUCUCCAGGAAAAGAAAUGAAAAGGGAACAAGCCGGAAAGAAAAUGAAACAGACAUAAACUUGUAACUUUGAUAUCUUUUUCAUGCUUGCUCUCAAGAACUAUACUACCCAUACUAGCUAAAC